AUGGCGCAGACCAAGAACGAGCAGCAGAAGAAGGCGUACGAGGUCACGCUGCAGCGCCUCGACCGCAUCCGCAACCACCUCGACUCGCGCCCGCGCUCGGGCCGUCUGGCUGGCAAGGUGGCCAUCGUCACCGGCUGCGGCAGUCUUGCGGGCAUCGGCCGUGCCACGGCGCUCCAAUUUGCCCAUGAAGGUGUGAAGCACAUUUACGUGUGUGACAUCAACGACGACAACCUGCCUGCGCUCAAGGAGACCAUCUCGCAGCGCUACCCGGACGUGCAGUGCACCGCCAUCGUCUCGGAUGCAGCAGACGAGGCAUCGGUCAAGUCGAUCAUCGACCAGUCGCUCGCGGACAAUGGCCGUCUGGACAUCUUCUUUGCCAACGCGGCGAUUGCGACGGGUGCGCCCAUCUCCGCCACGGAUGUCGAGGAUCUGGAGCGCACGCACCACAUCAACGUCACGUCGUGCUUCCUCGCAUGCAAGUACGCGUCGGAAGCCAUGGCCGUCACCUCCCCCUCCAAGCCCGAAUCGUCCGGCAGCAUCAUCAUGACCGCCUCGGUGGCGGGCAUUCGCAGCGGUGCCGGCAGCGUCGACUACUCGGCAAGCAAGGCAGCCGUUAUCAGCCUCGCCCAGACCACGGCCUGGCAGCUGCAGCGCACCAACAUCCGAUGCAACGCCGUCUGCCCCGGCCUCAUCGAGACCGGCAUGACACUGCCGACGUUUGAGAUGGCUCGCGAGCGCGGCACGGCGGGCAAGAUCGGUCAGCUCAACCCCACGGCGCGCUACGGCGUGGCUGCCGAGAUCGCGCAUGCAGUCACCUUCCUCGCCUCGGACGAGGCGUCGUACGUCAACGGCGUCGCACUGCCCGUCGACGGAGGUCUUGCUGCCAGCUUGCCCGUCGUCCCCGGCAAGUUCCACUGA
Molecule: messenger RNA, 918 nt
Organism: Moesziomyces aphidis
Lineage: Eukaryota; Fungi; Basidiomycota; Ustilaginomycetes; Ustilaginales; Ustilaginaceae
Source: the annotation of a GenBank genome assembly